Zeugodacus cucurbitae (melon fly) is the source of this 5315-nucleotide messenger RNA. It is a transcript of the gene UBL3, whose product is annotated as homeobox protein 5. The record is from RefSeq and is a predicted model, not a curated record. The transcript has 5 exons. Bases 867 to 2150 code for a protein of 427 amino acids. Gene Ontology annotation, molecular function: protein binding. NCBI's taxonomy places the organism in Eukaryota, Metazoa, Arthropoda, Insecta, Diptera, Tephritidae.
UUGCAACCUGACAAAUGAUAUUUGGCUCUGCUGGUUACAUUGGUCGCCUGCAAAUUGCCCAGCACACACAUUGUUUUGUUGUUGUGGUGAGCGGUUGGUUAGCUUGUACGCAAGUUCGCAAGUUCGCAUUUGUAACGUUGAUGACGGCGGUGAAAAGCAACGUUUGGCUCUGACUUUUUCGCAUUAAAGUUUUGUAAUGUGUUUGAGUGGAAAGUCGCGCAUGAAAGCCUAGAAAAAGUUUUCCCAAAAAUAAUUGCAAUACACAGAAAAAUUAAAAAUAAAAUCGACCAUUUCAAUUCAAAACUGUGUUUUGUGCGUGUGUGUGCUCAACGUAAAAAAGAACAACAUUUUGUUGUUGUGUGCUGCACAAAGCUGCAGUGUUUAUUGGUCGAGUGUGCGAUUUUUAUUGCGAGAGCUCGGGGAAAUUUGUGUAAAUCGAUUCAUAUAGGAGAAAAUUGUAGAGAAAGGAUUUUAAGUAAAUACAAAACGUGAAAUUCUUUCUCUGCGAAAAACAAGUGAAAAAUAUACACAAUAUAAGUACAACUUUAUUUUGUGCUAAUUGGAAAAAUAUGCACUAAUAAGAAAGUUAUGUUGCUGAAAGUGAAGUAAAGAAACAAAUUGCUCAUUGUGUCUUGCUUAUGUUGUUGCUACAAUUGCGACGCAACGUUGUUUUCGCUGCCAACAACUUUUAAUUCUCUACACUAAAUGAAAAAUUGCCUUUUGGAUGGUAAAUAUCUGCAAAGGUUAAUAACACCAUAAAACACAAAUUUUGCCGAAAUAAAGAAAUAAAAAUAAAAAACGAAAACGAAAACAUAAAAACGCGUUUUUGGUGACAUUCUCUUUGGCGGUACACAGUAACAGCGAUAAUGUCGACAACUUCGUCUAUUGAAACACCCACAUCGCCGAGUGCACCAUUGCCAACCCAUCAAUCACACCAUAACCACAACCAUCACCGGCAUCAACAUCAACCGCAACAACAUCAAUACCAACAUCAGCAUCAUCCGCACCAGCACACGACCACGGCGAUUGUUGUCAGCGCUGGCGCUGGCACUGGCCAUCAUCACACCAAUACGGCCAAUAAUUUCACUCACUUCAGCCGUCAUCGCACCCACUCGUCCUCAUCUUCAUCGAAUAAUUCUUUUAGUGGCGUCACUGGUGUUGCCACCAACUCCAUGAAGUCUGGCGCGGCAGUAGGUAACACCAAUAAUGGCAAUGGCAAUGCUAAUGGCAACGGCAACGGUAAUAACUAUAAACCAAAUAACAGCAAUGACGGUAGUGGUGGUAGUAGCUCCAGUGGUGGCAAUGCGGGCAACAUACACAAUCAGUCGACACACUCACUACUGACCCCGUCAUCGUCAACAUCCUCGUCACCUUCAGUAUCGGCCUCGGCCUCCACUUCGGCUGCUGUGCAUCACUCACAUCCGUACCAACAACAUCCCCAAUUGCAACAGCAACAACAGCAGCAGCAGCAGCAACAACAACAAUACACUUCAUAUACACAACGCGGCGUUGCAAGGCCAUCAACGUCAUUCUCGACCCCGGACGGCACUGUAACCGCUGUGGCCGUCACCACCACCAUCUCGACGAACACACCGGGCAGCAUGAAGCGCCAUCACACCGACGUAUCGGUGUGCUCGUCCGGUUCAUCGUCGUCUUGCUGCUCUAGCACCGGUUCGGUUUCGGCAGUCGGAGUCAUGGGCGCCGCUGGCUCUACAGUGAAUGCUGCCAUCGUAACUACACCGUCGGUGGUAAGCAGCAAUGGCGGUGCAGUGAUUACGCAGAAAUUGAGCAGGACAAUUCCAUCAGAUAAGAUAAAUUUACGUUUAAUACUCGUUAGUGGCAAAACAAAAGAAUUCCUAUUUAAUCCAUCAGAUUCGGCUGGUGAUAUCGCACAAACAGUAUUCGAUAAUUGGCCUGAAGAUUGGGAGCGUGAAGCCGUCUCCAAGGCCGAAAUAUUACGUCUCAUAUAUCAAGGUAGAUUUCUACAUUGCAAUGUAACCUUAGGCGCACUGGGACUUCCGCUGGGCAAAACGACUGUUAUGCAUUUAGUGCCGCGUGAUAAUUUGCCAGAACCCAAUUCGCAAGAUCAAAGGCAGAAAAGUAAAGGCGGUUCCAGUAGAUGCUGUUCAACGACAUGCUGUAUUUUGUAACUAAAUUAGCUCAUAGUAAAUAAAUUAAUCUAAAUAUAUUAUAAUAAUUAUAAUAAAUACAUACAUACAAAAAAUCCAAAAAAAAAAAUAAAAGAGAAACGGAAGAAAGAUAUAUUUUCUAAUAAAUGAAAUAAACUCAAUAACCGAGCAUAGUUUUAAAUCAAAACUAAAUAAUAAUAUUUAAAAUAAUUAAAAUAAAAUUGAUAUAAAAGCGUAGACGUGAAUUUAGCGGAACGUUUCAAAUGUGAAGAUUGCGAAACCGAGCAGCGUAGUUGGCAAAUUUUUAAAACAAUAGUGAAAAUUAAUAAAAACAAAAACAAAAAAAAAUUAUGCAGAAAACUGAAAAAUCGGAGCACGACGCAAAAAAUAAAAAUAAAAAUAGCAGUUAAUGAGUAAAAAAUAUAUAUGAAAAACACAAUAACAAUAACAAAUUAUAAGCAACAGUUAUGUAAGUCAGUACGCAUAAGUGUAGGAUACUAAGGGAACUUAGAGGUUUACAGGUUGCCGAACAGGUUGGUGAAAUGAACUUGUGCGGAAUGGGUUAUAAUAUUUAUAUGAUAACACAAUAUUACCAUAUAUACUAACUGAUAAUAUUUAAAUACUUCUAUUUAUGUAAUGUAACGUGUGCAUUCGGCAAGGGAUGGCAUGACAUGUAAUUGUAGAUAUACAAAUAAUAUUUAUGUUAAUAUUGUAAAAGUAGUGAAUUACGAAGAGCCGAGUUUUCAAGAUAUGCAAUUAAGUCUGGGCGAGUUCAGUUUUAAAAAUAAUACAAAAUGUAACGGUGUAUGGUAAACGGUAAAUGCAAAUUUUGCAAAUGUCUAAAUGCUAACUGCUAAAUAACGGUGGUAUUGAGUGAGAGCGUUGAAACAAACGAGAGAUGACAGUGGAAAGAUGGUUGGAUAGGAAGCGAAGCGGUGUAGUGAUGAGGUGAAAUUGUAUUUAGAUAUUGCGUUAUUCCUUCCAUUUUCAUUCAGUUGUUAUUGUAAAGUGUUUGCUAGCUAAAUUUUACUUUAAAUUUACAUUUAAAAAUAUAUAGAUAUACAUACAUAUAUAGGAUUUACCGUUACAAUCGAGCUGUAUGUGAUUGAUGAUUGUUUGAUUGAUUAUCUGCUUUAUAUGAGUAAUACCACGGCGCUUCGAAACAAAAAAAAAAAUAAAAUAAAAAAUGAAAAAAACAAAAAAAAAAUCACGAAAGCGGUCAAUAGUAAAUGCGAAAAAAAGGGAUUAUAGGAAAUGCAGCAUAUAUAAUAAGGCAAAUGGAAGCAGAAAAACCAAUGUAGAUUUGAGCGAGAAGAUUCGAGUUAUGUUGUAUGUAUUUAGUAUGGUAUUUGCACUGGCAACUGUUUGUGUAGCUGAUUUAUAUAUAAAUAUAUAUAUAUUAUAUGUCUGUAUGUAAUUAAAAGUGUUAUUUGUAUAUUCUGUUAAAUCGACGUUCUUUUUUGGAUAAACACUACAAAAACCAAAAGAAAAGAAAAAUUGCAACAAAAAAAAACCAAAACAAUAUAGCAAUUCUCGCUGUAUGACUUUCACCUUACAAACAUACACACGGUUGCAUGUAUGUAAAUUAUUAAAUGAAUUAAAUUAUUACAAAAUAAAUACAAUAAUAAUAAUAUCAUAUAAAUACAAAGCAUACUAGCCACGUGAAAUAAAACAAAUAAAAUGCAGCCGCGUUAAAUAAACAAACAGCAAAAAGAAAGUUAAGUAAUAAAAAAAAAAUUAUGGCAAACACACACACAAAUUCACAAUAAAAAAAUUUACAAUAUGUUUCAUAAUUAUAUGACAAAGCUCUAUGUACAUAUAUACAUGUAUUGCAUAAAAAAAAUCAGGAACUUACCAAAUAACAGUAAAAAAAAAAUAAAGCGGUAAACAAAAACAAUACAUAAUUAAAUAAAAAUAAAAAAAAUUAUAUAUAUUAUAUUACAAAUCAAAUAAACAAUAGUCAAAAAUGCUAAUUUAGUGUUCAUUGCCGUGUUUAUAGUUACACCAACAACAAAAACAAAAAUAAUUUUUAUGUGAAAAAGAAAGUUAAAAAAAUAACAUAUGUUACAAGUAAAAAAAAAAUCGGUGAUGCCGAAAAAUAUGUGCAAAAAAUUGUUUUAAAAUGUAAAUUUUAUUUUCUUCUAUAAUUCAUUUGUCCCUGCCAAAACUUAAAUUGUUCAAAAAAGAAUAAGAAUAUACGAUUAAUACAGAGCAAAAAGUGUAUAAUAAUCGGAAGAUAUCAGUUAUUUUUGCUGAAUUUCAUCGAUUUUGUUAUAUUAUCUGUCUCAUCAAAUCGCAUUUUAACGAUUUUUAUUCAGUUCCAAAAAGGCGCAUAUCGCUCAUUUUGUCUUAAUCUCUCUCUUUUUAAACUCCAAAUGUAUCCCGAACGUUCCACUCAUUUAAAAAAUAUACUUUUAUUCAAUUAUGACAAAAAAUUAACAAAACUCUCAUCUUGAGCCCAGAGUCUCUUGUUGCUCUUUAGCUACCUUACAUAUAUUAGUUUCAUGAAAUCUACGAAUAUUUUCUGUCAAUGAGAUUAAAGGAUAAAUUUUCGAUAAUUUUUCCAACGAUUGUCAUUCGAUUUAAAAUAUUUUAGAACUAAUGACAAGUUUCAGAAUCGACCUCUUAACUUUGUUUCCGAAUUUUUAGCCAUUUAUUGGAUCCUAUUUAAUAAUUAUGUCUGUAUAAUUCUGAAGAUAACAUUAUCACUUUCUUCAGAUGGUUUCACGUGCAAUAUAUUGCUGAAACUGGUAUAAAUACUUUUUCAAACAAUAUUCUUGAUAUUCUUAUUCGUCGUAAUAUCAGAGAAUCCAGAAAAAAAUCUGUGGACACCAUGUGUAUUGUAUCUUGUUUCUACAGUGUUGAUAUGGUUUAUUGUUGUCCAAAACACAUUUCUGCUCAUUUUUCGCUACUUUACUUACAAUCGUCCUUACGAUCUUUAUGAAAAAAAUUAUCUCAAUUUUCACAGACUUCUGCUAAUUUUUCUAUUGCCAAACGGUUGGGAAUUGCAACCAAUCGUUUCAUAGGAAAUGUUGAAUAUUAUUUAAUGAGAGUGGAUUACUAUUGAAAUAAAAAUUCAACCGAAAGAUGAGACCUUUUUUCUGCUAAAUUAUUUUCGUAAAAAAUGUUGUCCUUCACAACACUGUCAAGCUCUUAUAGCUCUCAUUGUCGUAAAUAACCUCAACU